Cylicocyclus nassatus is the source of this 939-nucleotide messenger RNA. Lineage: Eukaryota; Metazoa; Nematoda; Chromadorea; Rhabditida; Strongylidae. The record is from the annotation of a GenBank genome assembly.
AUGAAACUAGUCAUAUCAAAAUGGAAAAUCACAACAAUACUGCUGUGCACCUAUGGUUUUCUCAAAGAGUUCCGCCCAACAGAGCCUUUCCUCUAUCAGUAUGAGCAUGAGACUUUGAACAUCUCUGAACAUACUUUGAAUGCUGAUGUUUACCCAAUAUGGACCUACAGCUACAUGGUCGCUCUCAUUCCUGUAUUUUUACUUACUGAUUUGUUGUUGUACAAAAGUCUCAUUGUCGUGGAAGCACUGGCUUACAUUGUGGUAUGGUGCCUGCUUGUGUUCGCUGGUUCUGUACUUUCACAGCAGAUUCUCGAGUUCUUCUAUGGUUGGGCUACAGCAACUGAGAUAGCAUACUUUGCUUACAUCUAUGUAAAUGUAUCGAAAGAAAAGUUCAAAAGCUUCCAGAUAACCAACUACACACAAACGCUGUGGGGCUCGAUUAUUGAUGUGCAAAAUAGCGAAAUUUACAAUGGUGUAACCGAAGCUUUGUGCCCGUUGAUAGGUUUACCCGUCGUCUUCCUCGUCCAGUAUCUUCGUGUUGAUUGGUCGAGAUGGGGAGAGCUGUGCCUCGCUCUCUGCUCAUUGCUGGACGGCUUCAUCUUGUUUCUACUUUCACAGACGGACAGUCUCCUCGUCAUGUAUAUAGGAUACGUAGUGUAUAGAGUACUGUAUCAAGCAAUGAUAACAGUGACACAGUUCAAUCUAGCCGAUAGUCUCGAGACGGCUUCAUAUGGACUUGUAUUCGGGUUGAACACUUUUGCAGCCCUCGUUCUUCAGUCAAUUCUAACGUUGGUCGUAACAUCCUCCUUUGGCCUUGCGCUCAGCAUACGGCCACAGUUUGUGGUCUACUCUGGAUACCAUUUCGUCGUUGCGGCGAUAUUCAUUGUGCCUCCAAUAUACCGAGUCUUGCGAAAGGUUUACAACGUAUGCAAGAAUUAG